Cadophora gregata is the source of this 5943-nucleotide messenger RNA. RefSeq lists its product as uncharacterized. The record is from RefSeq and is a predicted model, not a curated record. Gene Ontology annotation, molecular function: oxidoreductase activity; phosphopantetheine binding; fatty acid synthase activity. Lineage: Eukaryota; Fungi; Ascomycota; Leotiomycetes; Helotiales; Ploettnerulaceae. The transcript has 4 exons. Gene Ontology annotation, biological process: fatty acid biosynthetic process; secondary metabolite biosynthetic process. Bases 1 to 5943 code for a protein of 1980 amino acids.
AUGCCUUCCCCAAAAGCGCACGCUGAGCUCAUAAGAGCCACCUAUGCCGGGGCGAAUCUCAGUUUCGACCAGACUGCUUAUUUUGAAGCUCACGGCACUGGCACACAAAUUGGAGACCCUUACGAGCUCUCUGCAAUUGGUAGUACCUUUGGAGUCAGUCGGCAACCGGAAAAUCCCAUAUAUGUGGGUAGCGUGAAGAGUAACAUCGGACAUUUGGAGGGCUGCGCUGGACUCGCUGGCCUUAUCAAGGCAGUACUAGUGGUGGAAAAGGGGGUAAUACCUCCUAUCGCCGAAUUCGAGAAGGCAAAUCCCAAAUUGAAACUCGAGGAGUGGCGUGUCGCUCUCCCUACAACAGCGACCCCGUGGCCAACAACGGGUGUUCGGCGGGCAUCCGUGAACUCUUUCGGUUAUGGCGGUGCCAAUGCACAUGUCAUUGUUGACGAUGCUCUCCACUACUUAAGGGAGCACGGCCUAGUUGGAAAUCACUGCACUGAGGUGGUCGGUGGUGAAGUUGCAGAUGACAGCGGUUUCAACUCAGCGAGUUCCCCUGAAAGCGAAGAUCUAGACUUAGCCCAACCUGUUCACAGGCUGCUGGUGUUAUCUACUUCUGACCAGACCGGGUUGACAAGAAUGGCAUAUGCGUAUUCGACGUUUCUCACUCGACAACUGGAAGAGCAGAAACAAUUGAGUUGCGAGAAAAGCUCGAAUUGGCCACUGUACUUGUCGAAUCUCGCAUUCACACUGAACUCUCGGAGGUCAGCUCUCGACCAUAGAACUUUUAUUGUCAGCAAGACAGUCAGUGAGCUGAGCACACAACUGCAGCAGCCACUCCCCAAACUGCGCCGAGUGGCAAAGAACAAUAAUAUGUUCUUCGUCUUCACAGGUCAGGGAGCUCAAUGGCCCAGUAUGGGCCGUGAGCUGUACAAAAUUCCUAUCUACCGCCAGAGUCUGGCAAGAUCGCAAUCCGAGUUGGAGAAGAUCGGCUGCGAAUGGUCUCUGGCCACUGAACUUCACGCCACCAAAGAUAAAAGCCGUAUCGAUGGACCGGAAUUCAGUCAGCCACUUUGUACGGCGCUGCAAAUUGCGCUGGUCGAUCUCUUGCGCUCAUGGGGAAUUACACCACGAGCUGUAGUUGGCCAUUCGAGUGGCGAGAUUGCAGCUGCCUAUUCUGUUGGCUAUCUUACACAUGAAGCUGCUGUGCAGAUCUCAUAUUCUCGUGGCAUGCUCUCUGCGGAUGUAAACCGACGACAACCGCAUGUCAAGGGUACCAUGAUGGCAGUUGGUCUUGGAGAAAAGGUAGUUCUCCCGUACCUGGAAAAGGUCAAACCGGACAGCGUCUCUAUUGCCUGCAUAAACGCCCCUUCAAGCGUUACAUUGUCCGGUGACGUGGAAUCGAUUGAUGCACUCGAGCAGAUAUUCAAAGAUGAGAGUAUUUUUGCUCGUAAGCUUCGCGUCCAAGUUGCGUACCACUCUCCACAUAUGAAAGUGAUCGCAGCAGACUAUCUGGAGUCGAUGAGCCAUAUCGACAUGGCAGGUACACCCACAGGCACCAUGUUUUCCUCAGUAACAGGAGCAAUUAUGUCGCAGGAGAAUAUAAAUGCAGAGUACUGGGUGAAAAAUAUGCUCAACACUGUCAGAUUCUACGACGCAGUCAAAGCAUUGGUCACCGAGCCAGCAGUCACAAAAGGACGACGCAAGGUCGCUGUAGCCUAUUCAGCAAUGGUCGAGUGCGGUCCUGCAGACGCAUUGAAAGGUCCUUUGAACCAAGUCUUAACAGCGGUUGAAGAGAAAUUGGUCACCUCUGUGCCAUACGUCUCUAUGCUGUCAAGAAACCAGGAUGCGGAGCAAACUGCUAUGCAAGCCGCAGGAAGACUUUGGGCCCAUGGACUGCCAGUUGAUCUCAUAGCUGUCAACUUUGGGACUAAACUGCAAGUAUCAUCCAAGCCCCAGCAGAUUCUUGCCGACCUCCCACCAUAUCCAUGGAACCACUCCAAGGUAUAUUUCCAUGAGAGUGCCUGGGGUAAGAACUAUCGACACAGGUCCAAACCCAGAACAGACUUGUUAGGGAUGCGACUCCGGAAUGAAGACCCCACUGAGCCUCGAUGGCAUAAUUAUAUUCGACUGUCAGAGCAACCGUGGAUGAAUGACCACAAAGUUCAGCAAAUGGUUCUCUACCCUGGCGCUGCAAUGGUGACUAUGGCCAUUGAAGCAGCACGUGAGCUUUUGGACGCGGACAGAGUCUUCAAGGGAAUGGAAGCUCGCGAUGUGACUUUCAAGAGGCCACUGCUCAUACACGGAGGCGAAGGUUCCGUUGAAACAUCAAUCCAUCUUCGCCCUUGCGAGUCAACCAGCUCUAACCAGACCUCUUACAGCUUCAAAGUCUUUUCUCAGGCUGGUGUAGAGCCGUGGUCUGAAAAUUGCACUGGUUGCAUUACCAUUCAUUAUGUUGGUAGUGAUGACGAAAGACACUUGGAGAGCCUCGACUGGCAAGGUGACGCCAGCCUCUAUGCGGAAAUUCGCCAGAGGGCUACAAAGAAACUGGCAGCAGCAGCUUUUUACAAACUUUUCGAUAGAAAAAUGAACCUUCAGUAUGGUCCGUUGCAUCGCAACGUCACCAGCUGUACCGCGGGCAUUGGUGAUGGUCAUGGGGAAAUCACCGUGCCGGACACCAAAGCAGUCAUGCCUUCGCAAUUCGAAUAUCCACAUUUGAUUCAUCCUUCAACUCUUGACUCUGCAUUCCAUAUGCAAGCUCUAGGAUAUUUGCAUAGUCUCUCAGGCGACGAGUCGCUUGUGCCGAUUUCAAUUGAUAGCAUUUACGUGGAUGCCAGUCUCGACACAGUCCCGGGGACCAUUCUAAGAGGCUACGCUAAAGGCAACCAGAGGUCCUCCGGAGAUACCAUUGGGGACAUUGUUCUUUCGGAUGAAGCAUGGCAAUCGCCGAAGCUUGUUGUUCGUGGCUUUCUGUCAAGAGAUGUCUCAGCAAGCGCGCCUGUCAGUAGUGAAAACGACACUUCUGCUAGGAAAUGUACGCAAAUGCAGUGGGUCGAACUCGACAAAGAAGAGACUGCCAGCAUCUGUGAUAGUGCGAUCGAUAUGGAUGCUUCAGGCGACGGCAAAGAUGAGAAUGUAGAUAUCAGUCCAGCAGGGGAGCUUCAACCACCAGAAGACGUCAGCACCGAGUUGAUACCGGCACACAUCGAUCUAGAAACCGUGAUUUUGUUACACAGCGCUUCUGCUAGCGCAGAAUUACUGAAUGCGAUCGAGCGACUAUCAGCUGCACUGGUCGGGCCUAUUGUUGAGAUUGUCGUCUUGAAUCUCUUUGAAUAUGCCACAACAGAAACCACAGAUCUCAGCGGCAAGACGAUCAUCUCACUGCUUGAAGCCGAGUCAUCAAUCGUCUCUCACUGGAGUAGCUCGGAGUUUGCAGGAUUCCAAAAACUCACGUCACAGGCUGAGGCCAUUCUCUGGAUAACUCGAGCGGGCGAGGUUCUGGAGGAAGCAGACCUGCACUAUGCUACCACCACGGGCUUGCUGCGGACAGUCCGAGUCGAAAGGCCCCAAUUGAGACUAGCGCAGCUUGAUAUCUCUCCUUCUCUGUCAAUUGACUCCGUCUCAGCCACAGCUAUCAUUACGAAAGCAUUACUAGCCUCCCUGGUGCCAAGCACAGUCACAAUGGAGCAAGAAUUUGUAGAGACCGAUGGCAAGCUUCUUGUGCCUCGUCUCCAAACACACGCGAGCUUUCACGAUGAGCUGGGGCGCAACAACUCUGAAUCUUCAAGCCUCCUAAGUUUAGGCUCCAUUCCUGUGCCGGUUACUGCAAGAUCGACAUCGGAUACACGAUCUCUGAUAUGGGAGUCGACAGAAACCGCUACUCCACUAGCGGAAACGGAUCUUGAAAUCGAUACUUUGGUGAUAGGACUGGAUGCAACAAACUCAGAAUCCGGCAUUGGCUUCAUACACGAUGCGGUUGGUAUCGUUCGAGAAGUCGGUUCUGCUGUCGUUGAUUUUACCGUCGGGGACCGCGUUGUUGUUUGUGCGGCUCAGAAAUGUGCUUCCCGGAUUCAAACUCCUCAAGCGCUGGUAAAGCUCUUGCCCGAAUUCAUGACUACUACUACUGCAGUUGUCAUGCCUUCUGCCUUGGCUGCUGCCCAGGCCGCCUUGGUCGACCAUGCUCGUGUGAAAGCAGGGGACAGUGUAUUAAUUUGUGGGCGCCCUGAUGCGUACGAACACGCUCUGUUACAGCUUUCUCAAAGGCUUGGGGCCAAUGUAUAUGCAGUUGCUGAAAGCGAGCUACACAAGAAUCUUCUGAUCCACAACUCUGGUCUUCCAGCUAGCAACAUCUUAAGAUCUAUAGAGAGAGAGUCUGUCUUAUCCAUGUUUCGAAAGAGAACAGACGGCCAUGGAGUCGAUGUUAUUAUCACUACCCUGUCUGGAACAGUUGCUCGUCACUCGGCUUCCUACCUUGGCAAAUUUGGACGCUUCAUCAGUAUUGGGAGCUCGGAAGUUGCGCCACCAGCAAUAUUCCUCGCAAACAACGUGAGCAUCUCAAACAUAGAUCUAAUUGGACUUCGAUGUAGCACCCCUGUCAAACUGGGUCAAUACUUCACAGAGGGCUGGGAUCGCGUCCGCAAGGGCGAGAUUGGACAGAUUAUACCUCGUCGUGUUUACCCUGUAUCUGAGGCAUCAAAGGGCCUCGAAUACAUUCAUGGAGAAGGUUGUAUUGGUAGUGUAGCUCUCACAUUUGCUCCGGACGACGUCAUUUCUGUCGCUCCUUCUCAGUCAGCUCAGCUACAACUUGACCCUGAGGCAGUCUACAUUCUCUCUGGAGGACUAGGUGGGAUCGGACGAUCUAUCGCCGAAAUGAUGUUUGCAUCUGGUGCUGAAGACAUCCGGUUCAUUUCAAGAUCUGGUGGCCAGUCAUCUGAGGCCAAGCAUCUUCUACAAAGUCUUCGGAUCAGGGGUUGCAAAGCUGAAGCAUACAGUUGUGACAUUGCCGAGCAUGAUCAAGUAAGGAAAUUUGUCAAACAGUGUAUAGGUGAAGGUCUUCGUAUCAGAGGUUUGGUCCAGUGUGCUAUGGUACUCAGAGACUCUAUGUUCGACAAUAUGACCUAUGAACAGUGGUCGGAAUCGACGAGGCCAAAGAUCCAAGGUACUUUGAAUCUGCAUCUAUGCCUUCCCCAGGAUAUGGAUUUCUUCAUCAUUCUCAGUUCUAUGGCUGGCGUUAUCGGGAACCCCGGCCAGGCCAACUACUCAGCAGCUGGCACGUUUCAAGAUGCUUUGUCGAGGCAUCGUCGCUCAAAGGGUCUAGCAUCAACGACGAUUGAUUUGGGAGUCGUAUCAGACGUUGGUUACAUCGCAGAGAAUGUUGAGCAAUUCGAGCGACUAGAGUACCUCCAGAAUCUUUUUAUCUCCGAAAGAGAUCUGCACCUGAUCCUCUCCGCCGUCAUGCUUGGUCAUACCAGGGAUGGAGAGGAUGUGCCAGCACAGCUUAUCACCGGUGUUGGCAAAGAACUCCUCCAGGAUGGUAGCAUUGGGACCGCCAUGUCAAUCGAUCUCAAGUACAAACACUUGCACGCUGAGAGCGGUGAUGCAAGCAGUAAUACUAAUGAGGAUGCUGCAAUCAAGGAGAUGAUGACGAAGGCAUCUUCACUCCAAGACACUUGUAAGGUAGUUGAAGAUGUUAUCACAACACAACUUGCAAAAGCGCUAGCAGUCUCGAAAGACGAUGUUGACUUGGAAAAACCAAUGAAUGCAUACGGUGUUGAUUCUCUUGUGGCAGUCGAGAUCAGGAAUAUGGUUUUCCGCAAGUUCAGUGCCGAUAUCUCUGUUUUCGAUAUCCUAAGCACGAUGCCUUUGGUGAAAAUUGCUGUCAAGAUUGUGAGCAAGAGCAAGUUUGUUAGGGCUGAUAUCGCAGCUGCUGCUCAGGAAGAAUUGCUGGAUUAA